Molecule: messenger RNA, 674 nt
Organism: Anopheles nili
Lineage: Eukaryota; Metazoa; Arthropoda; Insecta; Diptera; Culicidae
Gene: Atox1
Product: copper transport protein ATOX1
Exons: 3
Coding region: 196-411 (71 amino acids)
Biological process (GO): copper ion transport
Cellular component (GO): cytosol
Molecular function (GO): copper chaperone activity; metal ion binding
Source: RefSeq, a predicted model, not a curated record
UAAAUCGACAGUCUUCGCUUAAAAUCUUGUCAAUUCAGCUGCAAAAACAUUUUCGUGUGCAUUUUAUUGUCUAUAAAUUGCCCUGCUACCUUGAAAUCCAUUCUUUCUUACCAAGAAGAACGACUGUUGGAGAAAUAGUAUUUUCAUAAUUUUACCCGUGCUACGAUUGCAAUUUAGACGAGCUAACAAAGCAUCAUGACUGUUCACGAAUUCAACGUGGAAAUGACUUGCACCGGAUGUUCGGGAGCGGUUGAGCGAGUACUUGGCAAGUUGAAAGAAAAAGUUGAAAAAGUCGAGAUAGAUUUGGACAACAAAAAAGUUUUCGUCACUUCGGCUAUGUCGGCGGAUGAGCUGUUAGAAACGAUCAAAAAAACAGGCAAGGAAACAAGCUACGUUGGAGUUAAAAACUAAACCGAACCGUUGCGUAGAAUUCGCGCGUAUCGUAGCGAGAAUUCGUGGCAAAAUGUUCAUGAUUCGAACAUCCAUCACAUAAAGUUCCAUUAGAAGAUAUAUUUUACGUAUUUCUGUUACCUAUAUGCAGUAAUAGUAAACUCUUUCCGUUGACUAAUCGCUGUGUCAUCAAUUUACUAACCCACUCUAACGAAAAUACGGUAGAGGUAUCGUAAAAGUGUAUCAAAAUAAGCAAUUAAUGUUGAAAAAAAGACAUUAAAAAA